Macadamia integrifolia is the source of this 1162-nucleotide messenger RNA. RefSeq names its product putative MO25-like protein At5g47540. Gene Ontology annotation, molecular function: protein serine/threonine kinase activator activity. Gene Ontology annotation, biological process: intracellular signal transduction. The record is from RefSeq and is a predicted model, not a curated record. Lineage: Eukaryota; Viridiplantae; Streptophyta; Magnoliopsida; Proteales; Proteaceae.
GCUACCCAACCACAGAAAGCCUGCCGCAGGAAACCUUUAAUAUUUGGAGACAUUUUUUUUUCCUGGUAAAAUAUUUGGAGACCUCACAAGUUCCGUUUUGCAUGUCUCUGUCUUUCAUUCUCUGCAGUCUCUAUCCCUCCCUCCCCAGUUGUGCUUCAAAGUUGAAACCAAUAACAGAAAAGUGAUAAGGGUUUACCUCCUUUUUUCAUUUUGGGAUUGGUUUUCCACUUCUGUAAUCGUUUUUUUGGUCAUUUCUCGAAUUGGUUGGUGGAAGUGAGUAUUAGGGUAUAGUAGAAAUUCAAAAGGGGAGAAAUUAUCAAUUUCCAUUUUUUUCCGAAUGACUAAAAAUACCGAUUUCGAGCUUUGAAAGAGACAAUUUUUUUUUGUUUUCAUUUUUUAACGUUUAUGGGUCUGUUGGGUCUUCAUUUAUUGGGGAGCAGGCGAAACCGUGCUUCGGAUCCCUUUCCUCUUCUUCUGGACCUCUAGUAAUUCACUGGAAAAGCAAAAGCAGAGUCAGUUGCGAGAAGAGUAGGGAAGGGAGAACGGGGGAGUUAUCAUCAACUCCUCAAUCCUCAUCCUAACAAUAAUCGUUGAACAACCCUGAACCAGGGAGAGACAGAUUCGAUUAUCUGUAUCUGGGUUUCCAAACCAGAGCUACAUCGCUCCGAGCAGUCCUGCCGAAGAAAAUGAAGGGUCUUUUCAAGUCCAAGCCCCGGACACCCGCGGACAUCGUUCGCCAGACCCGUGAACUCCUUAUUUUUGCUGAACGCAACGGGAAUAUCCGUGAAGACAAGCGUCUGGAGAAGAUGGCCGAGUUAAGUAAACUUAUCCGGGAGUUAAAGUCAAUUCUUUAUGGCAACAGUGAGUCGGAGCCAGUCCCAGAAGCUUGUACUCAGUUGACUCAAGAGUUUUUCAGAGGGGACACACUACGUCUUCUCAUUACCUGCCUUCCAAAAUUGACCUUGGAGACUCGUAAAGAUGCCACACAAGUGGUUGCGAAUUUGCAAAGGCAACAAGUCCAGUCCCGGUUGAUUGCUUCUGAUUACUUGGAAGCACAUAAAGAUCUUUUGGAUAUUUUGAUUUUAGGGUAUGAAAACGCAGACAUGGCUUUACAUUAUGGUGCAAUGUUGAGAGAAUGCAUACGACAUCAGAGCAUUGCAAG